Messenger RNA from Bipolaris sorokiniana ND90Pr, 1081 nucleotides. RefSeq lists its product as uncharacterized. Gene Ontology annotation, cellular component: ESCRT II complex. The transcript has a single exon. Gene Ontology annotation, biological process: protein transport to vacuole involved in ubiquitin-dependent protein catabolic process via the multivesicular body sorting pathway. The record is from RefSeq and is a predicted model, not a curated record. Bases 155 to 976 code for a protein of 273 amino acids. Lineage: Eukaryota; Fungi; Ascomycota; Dothideomycetes; Pleosporales; Pleosporaceae.
UCUAGCCCACUGCACCGUCCCUGCAGCUUGGUGCCUCCCGGCCCUUUCUCUCCACCCGCCCAUUGCUUCUUGCGGCAACGCACCUAUUCAAACUAUUCCAACACACCCAAACACACUCGUUGUACAACCAGCGCACCCUGUGUCACUGCCCGCCAUGGACCGCCGCCGCACCCCAGGCCUGUCGUCCCUCUCCUCGCGCGGCUUGCAAAACCACCACUACACCAAUCACGGCGCCACCCUCCGCACCCGCAACGCCGACUCGCUCUCCACCCAGCUCUCCGUCUUCCAAUCCCUCCUCCACAACUUCGCAAUCACACACUCCAAAGACAUCCGCGCAAACCCCGCCUUCCGCGCCGAAUUCGCCCGCAUGUGCUCAGCCCUCAACAUCGACUUCCUCGCCUCCUCGUACCACAAAGACACAGCGGCUAGCACCUCUAAAGACGCCAGUAAUACCGCCAGCGGCGAAAGUAUCUGGACGCAGCUGCUCGGUCCCAACCUCAACGACUUCUACUUCAACCUCGGCGUCCAGAUCGUAGAGGAAUGCCGCGCCACCCGCGCUGAAAACGGCGGCCUAAUCUCCCUGUCGGAUCUGCAGGCUCGCCUCUCCAAAUCCACCCGCAUAGGCGGCAGCAUGACCGUUUCCGACGACGACAUUAAGCGUGCUGUUGAUGCCCUUGCGCCGCUGGGGUCGUGCUUUUCUAUUGUCAAAAUCGGGCAUCGCAGUUUGAUUCGGAGUGUGCCCAAGGAACUCAAUGUGGAUCAAAGUACCGUUCUCGAGGCUAUACAGCUGCUGGGCUACGUUACGCUGUCUAUGCUGCAGGUGAAUUUGAAUUGGGAGAGACCCAGGGCUCAUGCUGUUAUCGAAGAUCUCAUGGCAGAUAGUCUAGUGUGGGUGGAUACUCAGGCGGGCGAGAACGAGUACUGGAGUCCUGCGUUCCUGACUAUGGGGGGGUCCAAGUCGGAUGUGGGUGCGUAGACUGUGUUUUGGGAUUAGCACUGGAGAUUCAAACGGUGUAAGGAAGGAGCGAAUGAUACCCGGCCUCAUAGCCACUUACGAUACAUACAUGCAAAUAGACGGAUU